Messenger RNA from Sphaeroforma arctica JP610, 537 nucleotides. RefSeq lists its product as hypothetical. The record is from RefSeq and is a predicted model, not a curated record. Bases 1 to 537 code for a protein of 178 amino acids. The transcript has a single exon. NCBI's taxonomy places the organism in Eukaryota, Ichthyosporea, Ichthyophonida.
AUGCGUGAUGUAUUCCGUGUGAACAUUGACAACCCAGAAGAAAAUCGUCAGGACAAGCCCUCGCGACCACAACGGAUUCCGGGGAACUCGCGAUCACAUUCGUAUUUACGUACGGAUGCGAAUACACGCGCUAACCCGCAUGCAUCACCUACAUCGAAUCCUCGGAUUCGCUGUCGCUCGUGUGAGCAGAACGUUCCGCCGGGACCAGGACAUACAAGUCGAUGUCCUAACCUACAACGACUACUGGUCCAGACCAACACAGGUAGCCAUGCACAACAUGGUUGGGCUACAGUUCAACGUACAUCGGCCAUGAACACAUCGACACACGGGACACACGGUUCGGGUACUAACUUCCGACCUCGUGUUGACUUAGUGGACGGUGAUAUCGUGCCUGAUCAACCGCCAAAUGGGACGGGGGAGACUGAAGUGAUGCAUAUUCAUGACUUGGUCGACGAGUCGUAUGUACAGAGUGACGAUGAGUUGAUGGAAGAAAAGCAGACACCCGAAGGUUGGGAAGUUGGAACAGAUUCGGACUGA